Molecule: messenger RNA, 4189 nt
Organism: Bufo bufo (common toad)
Lineage: Eukaryota; Metazoa; Chordata; Amphibia; Anura; Bufonidae
Gene: MTSS1
Product: MTSS I-BAR domain containing 1
Exons: 15
Coding region: 361-2694 (777 amino acids)
Biological process (GO): plasma membrane organization; positive regulation of actin filament bundle assembly; adherens junction maintenance
Cellular component (GO): actin cytoskeleton; cytoplasmic side of plasma membrane
Molecular function (GO): actin binding; phospholipid binding
Source: RefSeq, a predicted model, not a curated record
UUGACAGAGGAGGUUUUGUGCUGCAGCUGCAGGUCUCCAGCCCCAGAUCCCGGCUCCUGCUCCUCUGCUUCAGUCCCUGAGUAAUCCACUGGAUCUCUCCGCUAUGUCCUGCAAUGGAUCCUGCACUGGGGGGUGAUCCCGAGCCUGUGAGCUGCCUGAAGAAGGGUUUGUAGCUGUGAGGGGGGAUCUGCACAGCCCAUCCCUCUGCUUGGCUCCUCUUCUCCUCUGACUACAAGGAUCUGCAGACAGGAGAAUCUCAUCCUCCAAGGGGGGGUCUGCUGCCUAUCUACAGGGGAUCCUGACUGCUGCUCGUCCGGCUGGAUUUGCCCUUGCUUCCUCUGGUUUGAUCCCACAGUGAAGAUGGAGGCUGUGAUAGAGAAGGAGUGCAGUGCCCUGGGGGGUCUGUUCCAGACCAUCAUCAGCGACAUGAAGGGAAGUUACCCAGUUUGGGAAGAUUUUAUUAACAAAGCUGGAAAACUGCAGUCACAGCUCAGGACCACCGUGGUGGCGGCUGCAGCGUUCCUGGACGCCUUCCAAAAGGUAGCUGACAUGGCAACCAACACCCGGGGGGCGACCCGAGAAGUUGGUUCUGCUUUGACCAGAAUGUGUAUGAGACAUCGCAGCAUCGAGUCCAAACUCAGACAGUUUUCCAGUGCUCUGAUUGACUGCCUGAUCAAUCCAUUACAAGAGCAGGUGGAGGAAUGGAAGAAGGUUGCGAAUCAACUUGACAAGGAUCAUGCAAAAGAAUACAAAAAGGCUCGUCAAGAAAUCAAGAAGAAGUCAUCAGACACCCUUAAACUGCAGAAAAAAGCUAAGAAAGGGAGAGGAGAUAUACAGCCCCAGCUGGACAGCGCUCUACAAGAUGUCAAUGACAAGUACCUUCUCCUGGAGGAAACUGAGAAACAAGCGGUCAGGAAAGCCCUUAUCGAGGAGCGCAGCCGCUUCUGCUCCUUCAGCUCCAUGCUGCGGCCUGUCAUAGAGGAAGAGAUUUCAAUGUUGGGGGAGAUCACACACUUACAGACCAUAUCUGAAGACCUGAAGACCCUAACCAUGGAUCCACAUAAACUUCCUUCUGCCAGUGAACAGGUGAUUCAUGAUUUAAAAGGCUCAGACUAUAAUUGGUCUUACCAGACUCCACCCUCGUCUCCGAGUACCACCAUGUCUCGCAAAUCCAGUGUCUGCAGCAGUCUGAACAGCGUUAACAGUAGUGACUCCAGAUCCAGUGGUUCCCACUCACACUCACCCACUUUGCACUAUCGCUAUCGCAGCUCCAAUCUGCCCCAGCAGGCCCCAAUGAGACUGUCCAGCGUCUCCUCCCAUGAUUCCGGCUUCAUCUCCCAGGAUGCUUUUCAAUCAAAGUCUCCGUCCCCCAUGCCGCCGGAAGCUGUCAACCAGAAUUCGUCCAGUUCAGCUUCAUCCGAAGCCUCUGAGACCUGCCAGUCCGUGAGCGAGUGCAGCUCUCCGACUUCUGUGAGUUCUGGAUCCACCAUGGGAGCGUGGGCCUCCACUGAUAAGUUGUCUAAUGGGUAUUAUCACUAUAGUUUGUCCAGUGACCUGUCCACCACAGGUCAUUUCACCCAUUUCCCACUCCCAGCCUCACGUCCUUGGACCCGGUCUAGCUCAGAUUGUCAACACUAUUACACCAUUGGGCCGGGCGUGUUACCAUCGUCUAAGAUCCCCAGCUGGAAGGACUGGGCUAAGCCAGGUCCAUACGACCAACCUAUGGUGAACACUCUUCAGAGGCGUAAACGUGAAGCCGAUUCCAGCGGAGGAGCCUAUAUCUCAACUCUAGGACUGACCAGCGAUGCCCGAUUGCACAGGAAUGCCGGUGUAUCUGCAGCAUUUAGGCAAGGUGAAGAAACAGAGAACUGCGACGAGUUGGCUCUGGCAUUGAGCAGAGGAUUGCAGCUUGACACGCAGAGGAGUAGCAGAGAUUCCUUGCAAUGUUCUAGUGGAUACAGCACACAGACCACAACCCCUUGCUGUUCAGAAGAUACCAUCCCUUCCCAAGUUUCAGAUUACGAUUACUUCUCGGUGAGUGGAGACCAAGAACCUGACCAACAGGAUUUUGAUAAAUCUUCCACCAUCCCUCGAAACAGUGAUAUCAGCCAGUCCUACAGGAGGAUGUUCCAAGCCAAACGUCCUGCCUCCACCGCUGGGCUACCAGCCGCUUUCGGACCUGUGAUCACACCUGGUGUGGCCACCAUUCGUAGGACACCAUCCACCAAGCCAUCAGUGAGACGUGGCACUAUUGGUGGAGGUCCCAUACCGAUAAAGACACCGGUUAUACCCGUUAAGACCCCCACAGUGCCAGAUAUGCCAGGUGGGUUCCCCACCAGCACAAGUGAAGAAUACCCUGAGCAAAGCCCCGACACCCCUUCCCUCGUAGAAGCUUCCACCGGAGAAAUGCCAACUUCACUGUGGAGCGGACAGGCUUCUGUAAACCCCCCAGUCCCGGGACCACAAGGCAUGAUUGUGGAGGAACAGAGGCAAGGAAGGUCAGAAAAUGAUGAAGAUGAUGAUGAUCAGGAUGGAUCUUUCAUCCCCGAUGCCCCGGUUCAAGCCCAUCCAGAGCCAACAGAGUCUGCUCCAGAAGAGGCACCUCAAGGAGAUGACAUGCUUUAUGCUAUCCGCCGUGGAGUUAAACUUAAGAAAACCAGCACAAAUGAUCGCUCGGCCCCACGUCUCUCCUAGAGAAUUGGGACACUAUGGCCGGGACUACAGAACUUUCACCCUGGUGACUCCCUUUAACCCAUUCCAGUCCGUGACCGGCGGAUUGUCUAGGAGCGUACACAGGGUUGACUCUUAAUAAAAGAAGAUAAAUCUAUAUAUUCUCACAGUUAAGCAGAGUAGAAGAGUUACUAUCUGUCCGUGUCCUCAUGCUGUAAAAAGUCUUCUGACUUCUGCACAUAGUUAUUCCCCUCUCUGUUUUUUUUCUGGUUAUUUUUGGCCCCUCCCAAUUUUUUUUGUUCCCGUUUUUUCCAUAAAGUGCCAAAAUCUUUUUUUUUUCCAUUUUGUAUCUAGACGUCUUUGUAAAUUUUCAAACUGCUUUAAAUGGGAUAAGGAACAAGUGUGUAUCGUAAUAGAAGAAGGACUGUUUUUGUGAACCCCCUCCCCCCACCCCACCAUCGAAAAGAAAAAAAAAUAACUUUGUAUAGAUCAAGCAUGAGCAUACCUUUUUUGGCAUGAUGGGAGAUGUAGUUCAACAACCGUUGCAGUCAGAGGAUGAUAAGGUGUAGACCACCUCCGAAUCACCGCAGCUUAGUUUUUUCCUAUACACAACUACAAGCUUAGGUUUUACUUUUUAAUGAUUAUUAUUUUUAAAUAUUUUUUUUCAAUUUUUUUUUAAACUGUUAUAAAUUAUUAACAAUUAAAAGCAAUAUAGUAAAAAAAAACGUAGCAUGUAACCAGGGGGAAUAAAGGGUUAAGAACGUUAUGAUAUAACAUAGGCUGUCAUACACGUCACCUGUAAUCUAGUCAUCGCCUGUAGCUCCAUGAUAGAAGAUUCAAGCCAGUCCAGACCACUAAUCCAUAGAGUGCUUUCCACCUACGUCAGUAUACACGUCAUAUGUAAUAUAUCAGACCCGUCAUGUCACUUUUAGUACUGUGUGUAAUGUCUUAGUAGGCAGGAAUUUAAAGGAUUUGUACAGGAUUUUAUUUUUUUUCUUGUCAAAUCAGCACCACCCUUGCACAUAGGUCAUGAUCGGUAUUACAGCUCAGCUCUAGUCAAGUGAAUGGGGCAGAGCUGCAAUACCACACACAACCUGUAAACUGCUUUGAUGCUGUUUCUGGAAGAAAUUUGCUAUUUUUUUUUUUUUUAUCUAAUCCUGUACAACCCCAUAGUUGGCAGCCAUUUUGUGGGCUAAAGCAAUAGCUAUUUAAUGAGAUAUCACAUCUAGAAUACGGACAUCGGGAACUAGCACAUGAAAUGGUUGCCAUAUCUGAAGGUUGGUGAUAUGUCCCUGCUGGGUUUUACUGUAUCGUAAAGCACUCAGUUUUUUGUUUUUUUUAUAGAUAUGUGCGCUCACACUAUCUCACCAAGUACUAACAUAAGGGGUUAAGUAUAAUGUUAAAUCUAAAAAACAGAAAAAAAAAAAAAAAGGCUAAGGCAAUUAUAAAGGUAUUAAACGUUUUAAGGUAGUUGGAAGUUCACAGAUGUAAAAUAGAGUAAAAAAUUAAUAAAAUGUAA